AUGGCGCGCCCCAAUCGGUCCGACCUCGAGGCGCUGGCGGCUUGUGAAUUCGCCCCCACCUUCCCGACGCAGGAACGCAGAGGUGCAGCUGCACGUGGUCCCGAGGAUGGCCCAGGCGGCUCGGGCACUCCUGUUCGUCGGCGUGACCUUCCUCCUGCUGAUGAACGCAGCCGCUCUCCUCACGAUGAAGACAAACGUGCCCCGCAUGGAGAAGACAUACGCAACUACGUGGACCACACCCGUGACUCGAUCAUGGACUCCCUCGGCAGACUCCAAGCAUCCAUGGGGGACAUCGCAAAGCAGGUUCACACAUCAUGUACCGAUCUCAGCAUGCAAGUCGAACGUCGGCUCGCCGACGUCGAGCGGCACCAGCAGCAGACCGACUCCAACGUCCAGCGCCUGUCCGACAAGAUCGAACGGCUCGAGCAGAUCCUGGGUAUCAUGCAAUCUGAAUCGCCACCUGUGCGUGUGGAAGACGCCAGCUUCGACCGAGAUCCAGAUCCAACGGUGCUUGUCCUGCGGGCCAAGACUAUGCUACCUAAGGCCAAUAUCGACAAAGACCGCUUCUCCACGGCCGACACCACGGGUGCGGCAACUGAGGUGUACAUUUCCACGGACAAGUCCCAGAAGCAGGUGCAGACGGAGCUCCCCACGAAGAAGCUCAAGGCGACGCUCUCGGAGCUCUACCCGACCCACCAUUUCCACGGCAACCGUGAUGGCGGCGAGAUUUCCACGCAGUGGAAGCCGCUGGUUCGCGCCACUCCUCAGCCAGGUCAGGGCUCCGAACCGACUCUCGAAUUCGUCCGCGCCAACCUGGCUCAGUUCGGCUUCAGCGCCGACCAGAUCCGCGCCAAGUUCAAGCUGCUCGCCCCGCCUGCAGAACCCAUCAAUUACAUGAAGAAACUUCUGGGCAAAGGUUGGAUUCUCGGGAUCCAGGAAUCUCAUGGGGCCUUGAAUGAGCUCAGGGACCUGCUCUACCACACCCACCUCCCUACUCAGGCUUACUACUCGUUUCUGCCAGCCUCGCCGCAUGCCGCGGGAGGGCAGCGCGCCGAGAUCCUAGAUGCCAUCGCCUCCGACCUCUCCCUGGCCCCCGCGGACCCCCUCAAAACCUUCGUCAUCGUUGGCGGGGACUUCAACUUCUCUGAGGACUCCUUUAAAUUGGAUUGGAUUUAUGUGUCUGCGCCGGGGUGGAGCCUUACUCAGUGGUGCACUGGCGGCAGGGUGCGCGGCUACCCUGAGGUCUCGAUCAAUGACCCUGCCAACUUCGCGGUGUUGGCCGCAGAGAUCCACGCCGCUAUGUUCUCUAGAGCCCAGUCGGAGACAAGGCAGAGGCUCCAGCAGGAAUCCGAGACCCACUUCCUCAUCAAGACCGAGGACAUCCGGGCCCCCACAAUAGAGUCCGAGCUGACCCUGCUGGCCCAGCGGGGCUUCGCCCCCGCGAGGAAUUUCGGGAUGAACAUCAUCGAAUUGGACACGCAAGCUCGGAUCACUUCGAUGCUGCCAGACGCGAACGACAGGUUACCCGCCCUGGUAUCGUUCGACUACGGACAAGCGUUCCCAUCGAUCUCCCAGUUUUGGAUCUUCCUCACCCUCAAAUCGCUCAACAUCCCCGCCCCGCUUCGUCUCUUCUUGGAAAUGAUCUACCAGUUCGUGCUCUGCUACGGGAGGAUCGGGAGCGAAUGCCGUUACAUGUGCACAAUGCUGUCGGGCAUCGUCCAAGGGUGCCCAGCCAGCGGAUGUCUCUAUGCAAUAGCGAGCCACCCGUUCGUCGAGCACUUCGAUUCGCUGAUCGAGAAACGAGGACUAGAUCUCUACCUGGUGUGGCUGCAGGUGGACGGCGCGCGCGAGGGGCGCCCGCCUCUGCCGCGCGUUGGCAGGCCGGUGGCCAGAGGGCGCCUCGCCGGCGCAGCGCCAGGAGAAAGUCUCGGCGCGGCGUCGACGGCAGCGUGCGUGCCACGGCUGCGAUUAGUCGGUGGGCUGAGGUUUGUCCUGCUGCCGAGCGCCAUGGAGACGUGCCUCGCCGAGAAGACGGUGCUUCUAGGGGGCGGAAAAUUGAUCCUCGGGGGUGCCGUCUUGCUGACGAUGGCCGCGGAGGAGCGUCUCCGGAGCCUCUUCCCGUCGUGGGCGAAGGAGGUGAGCAUGGUCAGUCUUGCCCUGCCGCUGACCGCCACGGUGGGGCACGGGCCGAGCGCGUGGCGGCGCUCGAGGCUAGGCUUGGGCCAGCAGGCUGAGCGCGACGAAGGCGCGGCCGUUCCUCGCGACCCUGGCGAUGCAGUGCUGGAAGAGCUUCGACCUACGGCUGGAGAGAUCGAGAACGGCAGCGCGGACCUCGCGGAGGAGCGCUGCCAGGACACGCCGCAGUUGGAGAAGAGCAACGGCGGCCCAUCCACAAUCAUGGUCCCUAAGCGGGAGCACGUGAUCAUUCGACUCCCCCGCGGUGCGGCAGGUUACGCGUGCGAAUCUAUUUUCGGGCACUUGGCGAGAGGCAUCGUUGCUGACUCUUGCGUUCUGAUCGAACCUUACUUAGCCACAGAGGUCCAUUGUCAGAAUCUUCAUCGCUUUGCGGCUUUUCUCGCAGACCUGCCAAGCCUUCGGGGAGUUAUGCUCAUCGCCAGUCACGCUGCUAGUCACGAGGCCCUGGGGCAGCUCCAGACGACGCUGCAGGCGAAUUGCAUCGAUUGCUUGUACGAGUGCGUGGAGGACUUGCGUGGUGUGUCCUGGGCGACGGAGCUAGACAUCACCGGGGCCCAGAUAAAUGACCGAGAGGUCCGCUUUGGCAACGCUGCCGGGUACUGGCAGGCAAUGCUGCCUCGUGGUAUCCACGCCCGUGGCCUUGGAUGGGUGCCAGGGGUCCUCAUGUCCAGGGAGGUCGAGCUAGCAAUGCGCCCCACGAUCGCCACCACGAUGCCAGCUGCGUGGACCAGGGCACCCGAAGUGCAUGCCGCGUUCAUGCGGCCCUCGGCGUCUCUUGCCGGCGUGCCUGGCAGAGGGCUCAGCGAGGAGCCCACCACGGGCCGGCUCAGACGGGCGCUGCAGCAGAAUCGCCGGCUCCAGCAGGACUCGGGCAGUGCAUCUGCUCCAGCCCCUGGCGUCCCCGCCGCAGACUCCGCGGGCGGGGGCGUGCAGAUCGCGUGCCGGGAGCGUGAGUCGCAGUGGGCCUCGCACCGCGAGCGCUGCGGCGCGCCUGUCGCCGUCAUGAUCUCUGAUCCCGGUGGUCUCCAGCAGGCGCUGGAGGAGGCCAAUCAGAAACUGAUCGUGGCGGCCACGGUCCAGCGCCGCCGCGGGCAGCGCCGGGCCACAGCGCGCCAAUGCAGAGUUCUCGGCAGUGGCGACCACGACUUCGCUCUGUCGAUCCUGGCGGUGCGCCGCUCGUCUCUCGUGAUCGCAGCGCGGAGCUGGCCCCUGGCGCAGUGCGGCGGCAGUCUGCCAGCGCGCCCCGGCCUGGAGGCGAGGAGCGCUGCCAGUGCUCAGUGCGCGGGCGCCUCAGAACUCGGUGCAACCUUUGCCCUGACGGCCGCGGAGGGCUUUGCUGCGCUCCGGCCGACCCGUGCCGAGGCCAGGCUGGCUGGGCCGGCCCUGGCUGGCAUCAAGCUGCACCGCGGCAUCUGCUCCUCGCCGCUGCUCCGCCUGGCCGCGGAGGGGAGGCCCUUGUCCGGGUGGGCGGAGUCGAGAUCCUCGGUCCCCUGCGGGGCGGUGCGGCUUCAGGUGGGCGAG
Messenger RNA from Prorocentrum cordatum, 3717 nucleotides. NCBI's taxonomy places the organism in Eukaryota, Dinophyceae, Prorocentrales, Prorocentraceae. The record is from the annotation of a GenBank genome assembly.